AUGAACUCGGUCAGUACUCCUUCGUUACGCCGGUGGUCUUCUUCACGCGCUGAGACUCGCGACGCCUUCGGUGUUGUCCGUGGUUCAUACAACUACGUGGACUCUGAGGGAAAGGUUCAGACUCAGCACUACGUCGCCGACGCCCUUGGAUUCCGUGUGUCCGGCACCAACCUGCCAGUGGCUCCCGACGCCUGCUUACUGACGAAGCCGCAGCCGCCGCCGCUGCCGCCCCCAGAUACCCGCAAGAAGCGCUCCGUCUUGCGGCUCCCGCCCACGGUGUCUACUCUCCCCUCCGUUUUGUCAUACGGAUUCAUCCACUCCCUCCACUACGCCCACCCAACAGCUAUGCUUCUCCUCUUCACUACACUGCCACCCAUCCCGCCUUCACCACCUACAACGCCGCCCACGUCCCCACCACCUACGCCGCGGCCGCUGGACCGCCUUCGUGACCGAGCUCCUCCGUGUGGUCCACAACCCCGGUCACGCCACCUCCUACCGCGUGCUCAACUGAGUGCCACGAGCUCCUUCACUCACAGUCGCUUGUGUGGACCUGGUGUGUAG
Molecule: messenger RNA, 561 nt
Organism: Penaeus vannamei (Pacific white shrimp)
Lineage: Eukaryota; Metazoa; Arthropoda; Malacostraca; Decapoda; Penaeidae
Source: RefSeq, a predicted model, not a curated record